Molecule: messenger RNA, 549 nt
Organism: Lizanozyma spartinae
Lineage: Eukaryota; Fungi; Ascomycota; Pichiomycetes; Serinales; Debaryomycetaceae
Gene: CAK1
Product: cyclin-dependent protein kinase-activating kinase
Exons: 1
Coding region: 1-549 (182 amino acids)
Biological process (GO): protein phosphorylation
Molecular function (GO): ATP binding; protein kinase activity
Source: RefSeq, a predicted model, not a curated record
AUGUUACCCAGUCUCCAAGACGUUUGCAGUGUCAAGAUAUGUGAUUUCAGUAUCAGUUAUGAAAUUGGUGGAGACAAUGGGACCGAACUGGAUAAUGCCAAAUAUACUGAUGUGGGCACUGGCAUUUAUAAAGCUAUAGAACUUUGUUUUGGGGUAUGUUCAUAUCUGUGUGAGGUUGAUAUUUGGGCCAUGGCAAUAAUGAUGACACUAAUGUAUCUGGAUACUGAUUUACCCACGAUUAUGCUGCCUGGAGAUAGUAGUGAUCUAGAAAUGAGCGAUCUUAUGGUAAUCAAAACAAUAUUUGAAAGCUUGGGUACUCCAUCUAUUGCACCUUCAGUCGAAGAUAAGAGAUUAUUUUGGCCCCAAAUGGAUAAUGAUAAUUACCAUUUCAAACAAUUCCUGUUUGUGCCCAAUGCUCGCAAAUCUGUGGAGUCAUUACUUCCACGAUGUCAUUCCAAACCAGUUCGUAAAGUGUUUGAGCAUCUGGCAGUAUAUCAGAGUUCUGAAAGAGCAUCUUCAAGCAUAUUAUUGGAGAUGAUGUUGGAAUAA